Molecule: messenger RNA, 896 nt
Organism: Cladocopium goreaui
Lineage: Eukaryota; Dinophyceae; Suessiales; Symbiodiniaceae
Source: the annotation of a GenBank genome assembly
UGGCCAUGGCCUCCAUACAGAUCUCAGAGAGAAGGCUUCCAAGGGACGAGUCAUGGGAAUACUGAACGGCAUCUCGGAUGAGUGGAACCCUUCCACGGAUCCACACAUUGUGAUGAGAUAUGAAAGGGAUAACUUUGAAGAAGGCAAGCGCUGCUGCAAGGCUGAACUCCAGCGUCAGUUGGGACUCACGGAGGACCCCAAGUUGUGCCUCAUUGGCUUCUGCGGUCGGCUCUGCUACCAGAAGGGCAUCCAUUUGAUCCUGGAAUGCCUACCGUGGCUCAUGAGGAAUGAGGGCAAUGGGGUGAACGGCUUCGUUCAAGUGGCGAUGAUGGGCAAAGGCGAAUUGAAGUAUGAAAGAGAGCUGAGGAAAGCCGAGGAGCAAUAUCCUGGACGUGUUUGCGCGUUCGUCGGGUUUGAUCCGAUCAUCGAGCAUCGCAUGAUGGCGGGCUGCGAUAUCUUGCUGAUGCCCUCGCAGUACGAACCCUGCGGCCUUCCGCAGAUGUAUGCGCAGCAGUAUGCAACUCUGCCUGUGGUCCAUGAAACUGGGGGAUUGAAGGACUCGGUCCGGGGCUUGUGGAACGACCAGGAGAGACAUGUCGCUACAGGUUUCCUUUUUGGUGGUUUUGACACCAACCGGUUGAAGGAGCGGCUGUACCAGGCCAUGGAUACUUUCCGGCACAAAAAGGCCCUGUGGGGACAGAUGCAAAUGAAUGCCAUAAAAUGUAAUUACUACUGGCCCCAGGCGAUUGAUGAAUAUGAAAAGAAUAUCGACCAAGUUAUGGAGGAUGAGCCUUAUCAGCGCUAAAUUCGUGCAUUCUAUUUCUAAUUUCUGCAAUCUGGCGAAGCCAAUGAGGUUGAAGUAGGCCCAGUAGGCCAAGUAGGCGUAGGCAAUUUGC